This is a messenger RNA of Brassica rapa (field mustard), 885 nucleotides long. Its product is annotated as universal stress protein YxiE-like. NCBI's taxonomy places the organism in Eukaryota, Viridiplantae, Streptophyta, Magnoliopsida, Brassicales, Brassicaceae. The record is from RefSeq and is a predicted model, not a curated record.
AACUUGAAACUCAGUCUAGCAACAGAGAAGAGAAGAGAGAUUUGAGUUUUUGAAGAAGUCAUGGAUACGUCGGGAAGUUUGACUUGCGUUGUCGUUGCGGUAGAUGGAAGCGAGGUGAGCAUGGAGGCUCUGAGGUGGGCACUGGACAACCUCAAGCUCUCAUCGUCUUCUUCCGAGUCAUCAUUCGUUGUACUACAUGUGCAGCCUUCACCUUCUGUAGCCGCUGGAGUUAGCCCCGGCACUAUACCUUUCGGUGGUCCCAGUGGUCUAGAGGUUCCUGCUUUCACCGCUGCCAUCGAACAACAUCACAAACGGAUCACAGAGACCAUCAUGGAUCAUGCUCGUCUGAUUUUUGCAGAUAGAUCGGUGAAUGUGAAAACGCAAGUGGUGGUUGGGGAUCCAAAGUAUAAGAUAUGCGAGACUGUUGAGAGUUUGCACGCUGAUCUGCUUGUCAUUGGUUCUCGGGCUCAUGGCCGCAUUAAGAGGAUGUUUUUGGGAAGUGUAAGCAACUACUGCAGCAACCAUGUGCACUGCCCUGUUGUUAUAAUUAAACCCAAGGGGGAUUCUUCUGAAUAAUCAGGAGAUAUGUACAUUUGCAAAAGGGAUAUCAAAUCCAUCUGUGUGAGUUUGUGAACUAUGUGAAGCUAUAGAAGCAGAAAAGCAAAGAAUCCACCUUCUUACUUCUCAAAGCAUUGGUGUGAAUGUAAAAAUUAAUAAGAGCUAUAGAAACAUUGGUUGGCUCAGUCUCAGACUCAGUAUAUGUGCUGUGCUGUACUCAUAUUCAUCGUUUGUUUAUUUUUUUAAAUAUGGUGAUGAUUUAAUUAUGUGAACUGUAUAGUAUGAAGAACAGUUACAGAGCUAACUGUUUGAACCGAAUCACAUGAU